ACCUCGUUGCAACGUCUCCUCAUUCACACUGUACGGAGGAAGGUGUUGUUUAUCUUCUUCGUUUAUCCUGACAUCAGUACACCUGUGAACAUUCACGAAAAUGCCUACCCAAGCUGGCGCUCCCAGUGGCACUUCUACAAUUGUGGAUGAUCCCACGGACCAUUGCAAUAGGCCAAACGGCAACAACGUACGUUUCUGUGUUCCGGAGUACGCGAAACACCAUAAAAUACAGCGCAAGUACAACAAAUUCGUCCUCGACUUUUGCCAACUGGCCUUCAGCGCAGAGCCAGACCCAUCGCAACAGUUCCUCGACGUAGGCUGUGGCACAGGUGACUUCACCCGGGACGUCUUGAUGCCUCAGUGCCUUCCCUGUCGGAGAAUCGUGGGCGUCGACUGCUCCCGAGAAAUGGUCGAGUACGCUAGACGCAACUCGGCCCACGAGAAGAUUGGCUUCGAAGUACUCGACAUCUGCGGUGACGUCACGCAGUUUCUAGAAGAGUUCGGUCAGUUUGAAAGAGUAUACUCUUUCUUCUGUCUUCACUGGGUGAGUGACAUCAGCGCAGCGUUCAAGAACAUCGGCAGGCUUAUGUCGUCUACGGGCGAAUGUCUCCUCGUGUUUUUCGCAGCCCACCAGCCGGCGGAACUUUGGAAGGUUGCUGCGAGAAUGGAACCGUGGGCAAAGUACUCGGAGACGCUGCUGAAGGCCAUUCCGAAAACGCAAGAUAUGAAGAAAAGGGAUAUGUUGCGACUUGUCUCCAGACUUUUGCGAGAGGCUGAACUUUUCCCGACCAUUAUGGAAGCUCUAACAUCGACAGUGUUGGAUGGAUGGAGUGAAGAAGAAAUCAUAGAUGUGUAUAAGGGUAUUUCCCCCAUAACCCAUCUGCUCACAGACGAGGAAAAACCUGCGUAUGAUACCUUUAUUCGAGAUCAAGUCCGAAAGCUGCACGCUCCCGAAGCUGGCAGAGGCCACUACCCAAUGUUCGUAGUGAAGGCAUCGAAAGCUCCUCCAGAGGAUCAAUGAAAAAUCUCAACGUGAGCAGUCACGUGCGACAUGGGCAAGCAAGUCUUAAGAAGGCUCAAGAUACCGGCACAUCGUUCAUGGACACACAC
This is a messenger RNA of Rhipicephalus microplus (southern cattle tick), 1110 nucleotides long. RefSeq names its product juvenile hormone acid O-methyltransferase. Gene Ontology annotation, biological process: ubiquinone biosynthetic process. NCBI's taxonomy places the organism in Eukaryota, Metazoa, Arthropoda, Arachnida, Ixodida, Ixodidae. Gene Ontology annotation, molecular function: polyprenyldihydroxybenzoate methyltransferase activity. The record is from RefSeq and is a predicted model, not a curated record.